AUGGCUGCGGUGACAGAGAUGCUGUGUGGAGGAGAGGCGACCGAACUUCAGAACGAGCUGGCUGCGCUCGCCUCGCCUAUGGUGUGCGGGAAGCGAUGGUCGACGCCUUCGGCGGCGUACAAGUGCAAGACGUGCGAGACCGACUCGUCAUGCAUUGUGUGUGUCGAGUGCUUCCAGGCCGGCAACCAUGAUGGCCAUGACUACUAUCUCAUUCGGACUGCCGGUGGAGUCUGCGACUGCGGCGAUGCCACCGCCUGGGAUCCGGCCGGCUUCUGUGACGUCCAUCGCGGUCAGUCCGAGGACGACGAUCCCGCCGCCGUGCUCCCGCUCGACGUUGCUGCUGCCGGCACCGCCGUCCUCACCGCCGCCAUCUCGGCAUUGGUCGAGCACGCGCUCAACUCAUCGCCGCGCGCAAUCGACAUUCUCAAGUGGCUGCUGGGCGUGCUCGAAGCGUUUGGCGACCCGCUCCGUCGCCUCUCGUGGGUGGCUGCGACGUCGGCGCCGGCCGUCGACACACCUGGCCUGGCCAAGCGUGCCGAGACUCCCAGCGGAGCCUCGCUUCUCGACUCGCUCUUCUCGCUCGAGGUGAGCGACGGCAUUGCCUACCCACGCAUCAAGCCGCUGCUCUUCGACCUCUACUACGAGUGGAUCCAGGACCUCAAGUUCAAGUUUGUCUUUGCCGCCGCCCUCAUGCCGUGGUACCCGCCACUCGCCGACUCGCACCGCCGUUCCGGCUCCGAGUGCGUCCUCUCGCUCUCGAUUCAGAUCCUAACCAUCCCGGCCGUCGCUCUCCGUGUCGCCACCGAGAACAACGCCUUUGCCGUCAUCCUCGACAAUCUCACCGCCACCCUCGCAUCGGCUGUCGACGACUCGGGCCCACGUGCCGUCAUCCGUCCCUCGGCCUCGUACUUUUCCGAGAUGCAGUUCCUCUACACGGGCCUCUACGACCUCGACUACAUGCUCAACGACCCGCGCACCGCCGCCUACAUGCUCUUCGACUCGCCGACUGCCGACGCCGACCUCCGCAAGUUUCUCGCCAUCGUCGCCCUCGCCCAGGAGGCCGUUCCCGAGUCCCGCCGCGUCAACUCGCAUGUUGAGCGCGAGUCCGACGACUGGAUUCAGGUCUUCAACUUUGUUGCCAUCCUCGAGACCAUCUCGCUCAAGCUCCUCGCCGGUUUUGCGGCCGGUCCGGUCGCCGCGGCCUCGCCCGACGACACCGCCCUCGCAUACGCCCGCGUCCUCGCCACAUGCAUCUCGGUUCUUGAGACAUGGCUCGCCGCCGUCCCGGACUCGUUUGUCACCCUCGACACGCUCCCAGACCCGUUCACCGCGCUCGCUGGUCCUGGCCCGUACCGCAUCAUCGACUACGACGUGGCUUCAGCCCCGGUCUCGGUCUUCUAUCCGCUCCAUCGUGUCUUUGGCUCGUUCCUCGCCUGCGCUCUCUCCAAAACUUCGGUCUCCAUUCUCUCCACCCUCCUCUGCCCGGUCGACAACUUGCCGUUCUGGCUCUCACUCGCCGAGGCGCCGCUCCGGGUCCUCGUCCUCUCGUCGCAGGCUCGUGCCGGCCUCUGGGUUCGCAACGGCUGGGCUCUCCGCGCCCAGCUCCACAUGUACAAGGAGCGGUCAAAGACCCUCGCCCACGUCCAUGACAUCUCGCUGCUCCAGUGCAUCGCCCUCCUUGUCGGCCCUUCGAUCCUCCUCCCGCCUAUCCUUGUCCGCUAUGGCAUCCUUGAUGCCUUUUCCCACAUCUUUGCCAAGCCAACCACAACUGCGCUCGGCUCGGCGCUCGCGUCGCUCCUCGGCGCGGCCGGGGAGGGCUGGGCCGCCGCCGCCAGCGCCAAGACGGCCGACUGGCUCGCGCCCACGGGCGCCAUUGUCGCCGACUGCCUCGAGCUCCUCGCAGUGCUAGCUCUCGAUGCCACUGCUGCCGACAUUGUCCGCGACCCGGCCGCUGUCCUUGCUGACCAGAUCCGCCAUGAGCUCGCGGUCCAGCCGCUUGCACACUCCAAGCUUGUCAAGGCUCUCUCCGCCCACGUCCGCACUCUGUUCGAAGCCUCGGUCACUGCCCCCGGCGGCGACCCGCUCGAUGCGGUCAUCGACUCGGUUGCAGACUUUCAUCGCCCUUCGCCGACAAAGUCGGGCGUCUACCGUCUCCGCACCGACCAGUGGGCCCGCCUCUCGCCGUUCUACACCGGCAUCGCCACCAAGGAGCGUGCCUCGGUUCUAGAGAACUACUCUCUUGCCGCCGCCAAGCGCAAGGCCCGCCUCCCGCCCUCGCCUUGGCCGCAGCUUCCGUCGCCCGACUCUGUUCCCCGCGACUGGCUCGCCCUCCAUACUGUCGUCGCUUCACCGCUAGUCAUCGAGCUCGUCGCUGCUGUCUGUCUCGCCCCGCGCGCCCCGUUCCAAGUCGCGCUCAACGGCUUGCACAUUCUCCGCAUCGCCGCUUCCGCCCUCGCCAUGGAUCCACUUGUCCUUGGUGCCGACGCGCUCGACCUCGGCAACGAGGCCCAUCUCGGGCUCCUUGCUGGAGUUCUCUCGCGGCUGGACGGCCUCGCCACGGCCCAUGCCGACGUGCCGGCGGUUCCGGCGCUCAUCGAAGCCGUCCGCGCCGCCAUCCUUGCUCUUUCACCAGUCCAGGCCAUGCUCGGCUCGACCACCGAAGGCAGCAGUGCCGGCGAUGACGCGGCUUCCGCCUCGCCGUCGGCGUCGUCCUCGCCGGCCGACGCCGCCGCCGCCAAGCGACGCGAGCGUGCCAAGCGGCGCCAGGCCAAGAUGAUGGCAAAGUUUGCCAAGAAGCAGUCGGCCUUUGCCGCCGGCCGUGCAACCUCACCGCCGGUCGAUGCCGGACCGCUCUCGCCAAGCGGUGUCGGCUCACCCGGUCUCGGUGACGACGACAAUACCGCGCUCACUGCGCUUCGCACCAAAGACCCGCUGCUCGACACCUCGGACUUUGUCUGUGUUCUCUGCAUGGAAGCCGUCGACGACUCGCAGCCGCUAGCCAUGCUCACGCUUCUGGAACGCUCGCGGGUCCUCGCCGCUGCCACCUCGUCGACGCUUCGACACUUUGCGAGUAGCCAUGGGCCGAGUGGCCAGGUCUGGCCCGAGCUCGCCGCCGUUCUCGACACGGCGGCGUCGGCAUCGUCGGGCGCUAUGUACGCCACCCCGCGUGCCGCCUCGCCGGCGCUCGAGUCUGAGCUCGAAUCCGAGUCCGACGGCGAUGACGACGACGGCAGGUCUGGCGGUGACGAAGCUAACGCACUCGCUGACAUGCUCGCUGUCUCGGCCGGUGACCUCAUGGCCGGCCUCCGCGAGCGUGCUGCCGAGGAAGAUCCAGUCAUGGCCGACCAGCUCAUGGCCAUGCUCCAAGGCAUGCUCGAGAACGCCGGCGGCGCGGGCCUCUUUGCCAAUGCCCUCACCGGCGCUGCCAUGGCCGCUGCUGCUGGCGGCGACGUCUUUGACGACGGCGACUCGGCUUCGGACUCGGGCGAUGACGGCGACAUGCCCGGCCUCAUUUCCCACAACGACAUUGCCCGCCUUCUCGACAACGAGGAGAUGUUUGCCGCCCUUGCCGGACCAGGCCCCUCAGAUUCGGACUCAGACUCUGGUGAGAGAUCUUACCCUGGCUCGGAUGACGACGACAAUGUCGGUGGCGCCGGUAGCGGUGGCGCUGGUGGCUUCUUUGAUGCGCUCUCGGGCGUGCACGGACUCGACGCGGACGACACAGGUAACAACCUUGGCUCGCCUGCAACAAGUGAAGCCGGCAAUAGGAACGACAACGACGGGGACGACGACGAUGCCAACGACGAUGCGAUGGCUGCCCGCAACACACCGCAUGGCGUGCCGUCAUACAUGACCGGCGACGCAGUGACGGCGACUGGGUGCGGCCACUGCAUGCACUCGUCGUGCUUUGAGGACUUUUUCUCGUCGCAGCUCGCUGAGCGCGGGCGGCAGCGCAUGAUUCGGUCGCUAAUGGUCUCCCUCGAGCACGGCGAGUUUAUGUGCCCGCUCUGCAAGUCGCUCUCCAACGCGCUCCUCCCGCUCACGUUUCUCCAGCGGCCAUACGAGGCGCUGACGACUACGGCGGGCGCGGCGGCCGAGCCGAUCAGCGCACCAGAGCUCACUGACGCAGAGGGCUCUGCACUGCAGUUCUUCUCGUCGCGGCUCUACCUCGCUGCACACCCUGAAGCCGACGCGUGCGAGAGCCCGCUCUCGCCUGUCAACGCGUACCUCGCGUGGGACGCGCUGGUCACCACGGUCACCAUGCACGAGCUCGCGCUCCGGGCUUCGCCCAACUACAACCCGCGCGCGCCGCCGCACACCUGGCUCACCUCGUUUGAGCUCAACCAUGUCAAGUCGAUGGGCGCGCUUGCCGCAGUCCUCGCCGCCACUGCGGGAGUGCUUGUGCCCGCAGCGGCAGCGCGGGGGGCCUGGUUCGACGCCGCUGGCACGUCGCCGGGUGUGGUUGCGGCGGCGGCACGAACCGCGUCUAUCUGGGCGCUCUUUGCGCACGCGGUUGAGUUUACGCCACCGGGCGCCGACGCGUACCGCGCCGUCUUGGCCGGCGCGUGGCAGAUGACGGUGGCCGGCGCGGCGGCGCUGGCGGCGCGGCUCGGCCUCGCUGGCCCGCUAGCCGAAAUGGUCACACCUUUUCUCCGCCGCGCCGCACUGUUGCAGCUGGCGUACGGGACUGGAAGCAGCGGAAGCGACGGAUGGCAAGCCGGAAGCGAUGAGGAGGCCGAGGCCGACGUCCUCGCGCGCAACCUCGGGCUACCGACCAUGGCCGAGCUCGCCACCGGCCCGCCCGAUACGCUCGGCUGGCUAGCGCACUUUGUCCGCGACGACGUGGCGGCAUCAGGCAAGACCGAGGAGUGCGAGGCGACGUCGCUCUUUGAUGAGCUCGGGCUCCGGGUUGAGCUGGACGGCACAACCGGCCUCAUCGAGCCAGAGACAUCGUUUGAAAAGCUGGUUCUUUCGGACAAGGCGUGCAUCCAGUGCGGUGAGGUGAGUGGCGAGCGGGCGCUCUGCCUCACCUGCGGAAGCUGCCUCUGCGUCGCCAAGUGCGAGGUGCUCGCCGACUCGUUGGCCUCACCGCGGCCUGGCAACUGCAACCGCCACAUGACGCAGUGCUCGGGCGACCUGGGCAUGUUUCUUCUCUUGCGGACGUCAGAGAUUGUGGCGCUGCGCCGAGUGUCGAGCGGGCGCGGGCCGACGCGCGGGACCAAGCUUGGCUCGAUCUACCUCGACUCGCAUGGCGAGCAGGACAUCGGGCUUCGCCGUGGCCGCCCACUCCAGCUCUCAAAGCCGCUCUUUGCCCAGCUCAACCGCCAGUGGAUCAAGGGCGAGGUCGGCAUUCUCAUUGCCCGCGACGUUGCCGCCCAGUCGCGAAUCAAGAUCGUGCCGUGGGACGCGUACUAGGCCCCACUAUCACACUACGUUCAUUCGACAAGCGCGGCGGCAGCUAGCUGCGUUUCCGCCACGAGCCGGCCGUCCGCGAUGGCGACCGGAACGGCACCGGCUUGGUCGACUUGCUCUUGAGCGAGCCGACACUCCGGCCAGAGACGAGGCCGUGCGAGAAGCUUGGCGAAGUAAACGACGGCGAAACGGUGGAA
Messenger RNA from Thecamonas trahens ATCC 50062, 5609 nucleotides. RefSeq lists its product as uncharacterized. The record is from RefSeq and is a predicted model, not a curated record. The coding region runs from base 1 to 5415 and encodes 1804 amino acids. NCBI's taxonomy places the organism in Eukaryota, Apusomonadida, Apusomonadidae. The transcript is spliced from 2 exons. Gene Ontology annotation, biological process: protein ubiquitination; ubiquitin-dependent protein catabolic process via the N-end rule pathway. Gene Ontology annotation, molecular function: zinc ion binding; ubiquitin protein ligase activity. Gene Ontology annotation, cellular component: cytoplasm; ubiquitin ligase complex.